AUUUCUCUCGCACACAGUCGCAUCCCAGCAGCGAGCCGAGCCCUCCCCUCCCGUUUCUCUCCGCCUGGAAAGAUGGCUGCUCCGGCGGUGUUGAGGAGCUCCGGCCCGCCGCUCUGCCCGAGCUUCGCGGAGGUCUGUUCGUUCUUGGAGCGCUACGGAGCGGCGCUGGAUCUGCCCGAGAUGACUUUCCCGCAGAUGGAGAGGUAUCUGCGGGACACGACUACAGUUCCCAAACCCCUUGUGGAGCUCCAUGUGAAGCUGCUCAGGAAACUGGGGAGGUCUGUGUCUGCUGACCGCUGGGAGAAAUACCUGGCUAAGGUGUGCCAGGAACUGAACAGCACCUGGGCAUGGGAGCUGGAACAGAAGGGCUACCAGGAGAUGUCCGUGGAGUGCAAGUCCAGCAUCCUGAAGUAUCUCUGCGAGUGUCAGUUUGAUGAAAACCUCAAGUUCAAGAUGGCGGUGAACGACGAGGACCCGGACAAGAUGCGUCUGAAGCCUGUAGGUCGGGACCGGCAGGGCCUGCUGUACUGGCUUCAGCUGGACCAGGAGCAGAACAUCCGGCUGUACACGGAGGAGCAGGAUGAUCUGGACGGAUCCACCUGGAAGUGCAUCGUCAGGACUCGUAAUGACCUGGCCGAGGCUCUGGAGCUGCUGAAGGCCCAGGUCGAUCCCAGCCACAGUCAGGAACGGGACCAGAACCAGGCCGGAUCCAGGAGCGCCAGCCCUGCAGAGAAAGCAGCUGGGCACGAGACGAUCAGAAGCUCCCACCCCGAGCCCUCCAGGACCUCAGAGGACCACAGCGAUGGCACGAAGGUCGACCCUCUAAAGGGAGAAAAACCAACGAGACCAGAGGUGAAGCAGGAGCUCGCUCCGCCCGUCAAACAGGAAAACACUGAUGCUGAGCUCAAAGAGGAGAAGACGCUCAACAAACCGACUGUCUUCGAUAACCGCGUGAGCACCAUCACCACCGUCAUCAAGUCAGAAUCGAGGGACGCCGACGCCCCCAGGAACGCAGUGUCGGUCGUCAUGGCACCCGUGGCAAAACAGGAAGAGGAAGCAGAGCGAGCGGUCGUCAGGAGCAGCCAGCAGGCCAAGAUACCACUGAAGAAGAGGGAGCUUAAGCUUGCAGAAAGCUUCCACAGCAAUCAUCUCAGCAAGAGUAACAGCAGCAGUAUUAUCGUCUGUAACCCGUCAGUCAUCCACACCAAGGACAGUCAUGGAAGGGAGGGCAAGCUGUCCAACUCAUUGGCGCCCCCUGGUGGCUCAGCUGCCUCUCAGCCACAGUUGGUGGUCAGUGCAUCGAGGCUGGAACUGACCAACGGGAGAGUGUCGCUCCUGCCGCACAAAGACGGACAAAACGGGGUCGUAGGUCAGGUUAGCGUCGUGGGUCAUGUAGGAGUCAUCCGCAGCCCGUCUGAGCGUCACAGAGCCCCCGGCGCCGAGCAGCAGGAACAAAACGGUCCGGGUUUAGACCUCCGGGGCUCCAGAUCAGUGGAGGAACAACGGGAAGGGAGCCGGCAGUCAGUGCUGGUGAGGAAGGGCCUCUCAGAAGGUGAGACGGUAGCGGGAGCUGCCACCCUCCCUCCACAGGCGGUAACGGCGGCUCAGACACCCAGGAAAGUGGACUCGGUUGGGGUUUCCUCGCUCUCUCAGAACACAGAGGAACCCAAGAGACAGGCUGCAGAAGAUCAGGGUAAAAAAAUGACAGAGGAGAAUAAAAGUGGGCAGGAUGAUGAGAGGAGAAGAGAGGUGCUCAGUGUGGCAGAGGGAUUAAAUAAAGACGACCAUGUGAAGAAUGAAAGCGCUUUAGGAGAAGUGGAGGCACAAUCAGGCAGCUCUGCUUCACCUCCAAAAGUGGACCUGCAGGAUCCAAAGGACCACCAGGGGGAGGGCGUCAAUGGUGGGUUAGCAGCACAGGACAGGGAGAAGGACGCAGAGGAGAGGCAGGGCCCCCUGGAGGAAGCCUCCUCUGAGCUCCAGAAAGAAGGAAUCAGGCUAAAGAUCAAGAUUCCUCCUCACCGCAGAAACAAGGUGAGGGGGAAAACAGUGAAGGAGGAGGAGGAGAGAGGGAGGGAGCCGGAGGCGCAAGAGGAAGGGAGGCCGCUGAGGAGGUCUGCGAGGAUCUGCAGGCCAAGCUCGAAGGCGGCUGAGAGCCAGAAGAAAAAGCCACAACGAAAGCAUGCACUGCCUACCAGAACCAGGGAAGAGGAGGAGGAGGAGGACGAGGAGGAGGAAGAGGAGGAGGAGGAAGAGGAGCAGAGCUCAGUUACAAAGAGAGACAAAAAAGCUGAACCAGCUGGGCAGAUACGAAAACGAAGGGGUAAACGAAGGCACCGGCGCCCCCGGUGGUCCAACAUUCGCUCAAAGAGGCGCAAACUGAACGAGGGAGGGGAGGUGGAGGACAGCGGGAGGAAACGGGGAGAGGAGGAGAGCGAAGGAGGCAGCGAUUCAGAGGAAGGGUCAUAUAAAUCUGAGGAGAUUCCCAGCGAGGACGCCUGCACCCACUGUGGCCUCCCCAACCACCCAGAGCUGAUCCUGCUGUGCGACUCCUGUGACAGUGGAUACCACACUGCGUGUCUGCGGCCGCCUCUCAUGCUGAUCCCUGAUGGAGAGUGGUUCUGUCCCCCCUGCCAACAUAAGCUGCUGUGUGAGAAGCUGGAGGAGCAACUGCAGAAUCUGGACAGCGCUCUGAAGAAGAGAGAGCGAGCAGAGAGGAGGAGGGAACGGCUGGUGUAUGUGGGAAUCAGCGUGGAGAACAUCAUUCCUGAGGGAGAUGAGGAGGAAGAGGAGAAGUCUGCGAAGAAGAAGGAUUCCAAAAAGAGCAAAAACCUUGGGAGAAGGUCAACCAGAACCAGGAAACACAUCAGCUACAGGUUUGAUGACUUUGACGAUGCCAUUGAUGAGGCCAUAGAGGAGGACUUCAGGGACCUCUGUGGAGGAGCAGGGCGGGGCAAAGACAUCACUGCCAGCCUGUCAGAGGACGGGAAGGAGAGUCAGCGGCCAAUCAGAAGCCAGACUCAUGCUGCUCGAUACAGGAAGAAGCGAAGACUGAAUGACCUGGAGAGCGACAGCACGGCGGCGGAGAGCGAAGAUGAGUUCAUGCUCAGCAACAGCUCAGAGGACGAGGAUUUCGGUGCAUCAGGAGCAGAUGAUGAUGAAGAGGAGGAAGACGAAGAUGCGGGCAGUGACGGCGGCAGCUGGGACCGCAGAACUCGCCCCAAAAAGGCGCUGAGAGGAGUGGCUAAACACAGACCCGGCAGGACCCGAGGGCGGGGCAGAAAACGGCUGAGACGGCGACGGAGACACUCCUCUGACGAGGAGGAGGAGGACAGUGAGGAAGAGAUGGACUCAGAUCAGUUCAGCGACAUGACGGACAGCAACAGUGACAAAAAAAGGCGGGGCCUGAGGCGGGGCCAGCACCAGCAGGUCAACUACCGUGAGACGUCGGAGUCAUCCGACGACUCGCGCAGUUCCACGAAGAAGGAGAAGGUGAAGCGCCACGGCAGACCGCGCAAGGAGCGACUCUCCAGCGACUACAGCGACGUGUCGCCUUCUUCCAGAGACUCGGAGGAGGACGAUUAUGAAGACGAAGAGGAAGAUGACCAGAGGAGGAGAGUGAACAGGAGGAGAAGACAUGAGGAAGAUCUCCGGACGAGAAGGACGAGAGACAAGAGAAGGAGAUACGAAGAUGAGGACGCGGGAGAAAGGGGGAGGCGGCUGAAGAGGAGACUGCAGGAGGAGGAGGACGAGGAGGAGAGAGACAAGCGAAGGAGGUUAAAGAGGACGCACAGAGAGGAAGAGGAGGAUCCAGAGAAGAUGGGCAGGGGGAAGAGGAGAGAAAUCCUGUCACAGCAGCGGCGCAAACGGCUCGCCCAAAUGCUGAAGAAACGGCAUCCUUCGACGGACGAGGAGGAGGACGAGUCAGACUCUGAGUCGUCAUCGGAAGAGGAUCGUCCGGUCCGCAAAAGACUGAACCGCAUCGACUCGGAUGAUGACGAAGAGGAGGACGAGGAGGAAGAGGAGGAUGAGGAGAGUGAGGAGGACGAGGACAGGAGACAGAAAACGACGACCAAAAAGUCUUCAGCGGGGGUGAGGAGGGCUGACAGUGACGCUCAGGAAAAAGGGAGGGGCCGCAGCCUGUCUCCGCCAAACAGACAUCGGCCCUCCAGAGGCGCAGAGCCCAGGGACGCUGCAGGGUCAGGCAGACAGGGCAGACACAACGGUCCCUCACAUCCAGAGGAGGAGGAAGAGGAGGAGGAGGAGGAGCAGACGGACUCAUUAGACUCUGUCCAGAACAGUCUGCAGUCAUGAUGGCUGUUGGCGUGCACACCGCUCGCUUCUUUGUUCCACGUUUUCUUUUAGCCGUCGAGCCUCUCGCCACAAACUGGAUCUCACUGACUCACCUUCCUCGCUCUUCUUCCUCGCUGUCGUAUUGUGUUAGAGUGCAGCUGUCCACCGUUACACGCUGGAACACAAGCUCACGGUUACCCUUUUUUUUUUUUUUUUUUUUUUUAACGGGCGGGCGGACCAAACGCCUCCCGGCAGCUGGACUGGCUCCACCUCACCGUCCACCCGACGGGUCCACGGGACACGAUCACAGCUGACCGAACUCCCACGGGGAGUUUUUGUCGUGUACUUCAUCCUACAGCACUUCAUCAUUCUCAUAGCACUUAAUAAGCCGGCACCGAGGAGGACGUCGGCAUCGAAGCGGGCACUUUGGAUCAUGUGAUGGUUGGAGAACAAAGUCUCUGUAAUGGUGACGAUUAGACUGAAUAUUUGAUCUCUGAAGCGUUGCUUCACAAAAAUAUAAAUUAGGAUUUAGGAAAUUGUGGUUUAAUGAUGUGGAAUCAUUGUGGGCUAUGAAGGAACUGCAGCUGAAGUCAUUUGCAACAAAUGUAUUUAAAAUACAAACUUAAAUUUUCUAAUUUCUAAUUAAGCUAGAAAUUAAAUAUUCACAUUUAAAGCAAAAUCUCACUCUGUGAUUAUCGGAGACUUUCACAUUUCUCCGUGGGCUAAAGUUUGGGAAUGGCUGUUAUCACCUAAAACAUUAUUUGAGACAUUAGAUGAAAUAAGUGGAGCCUGCAGCUUAUUCAUGAAGACAAACACCCAGAAACUGCCCGCAGUCCAGUUCACGCUGGAUAAAGGAUUCAGACCCGUUAACUUCCUGUGUUUAGGAACGUUUUGGGGCCCAUUCUCACAGGGAUCAACGUUUUAGUCGGAUAAAACGGUUUGAGAUCCGGAGAGAUCCUGGAUAAUGUGGUUCUUCGAAGCAGCUGGACGGUCACAGCUGCAGGUUUAUUCGGUGUAACUGACGUUAAAUGACGGCCGGCUGUGGUCAGUAAUUUCUCAGGACCAUCGUCCUGAUCCUUCAGCUGCUCUGUGACCCAUCCAUCCAUCCAUUCGCUUCCGCUUAUCCUGGUCAGGGUCGCGGGGGGGCUGGAGCCUAUCCCAGCUGUCAUAGGGCGAGAGGCAGGGUACACCCU
Messenger RNA from Archocentrus centrarchus (flier cichlid), 5483 nucleotides. RefSeq names its product remodeling and spacing factor 1-like. Gene Ontology annotation, molecular function: histone binding. Gene Ontology annotation, cellular component: RSF complex. Lineage: Eukaryota; Metazoa; Chordata; Actinopteri; Cichliformes; Cichlidae. The record is from RefSeq and is a predicted model, not a curated record. Gene Ontology annotation, biological process: negative regulation of DNA-templated transcription. The transcript has 18 exons. The coding region runs from base 73 to 4311 and encodes 1412 amino acids.